Molecule: messenger RNA, 348 nt
Organism: Clunio marinus
Lineage: Eukaryota; Metazoa; Arthropoda; Insecta; Diptera; Chironomidae
Source: the annotation of a GenBank genome assembly
AUGGAAGAGUUUGUACAUGAAAAAUUAACUUUAUUUUUAAUUAUAUGCAAAGAUGUUUCAAAUAAAGUUCUGGAAUUUUAUGAUUUUUAUGUCGACGAUUCUUGGUUGAGAAUUUACCAAACAACGUUCAAUAAACACCCACAACUUAAGAAAAACAUUAAAACAAAUUAUCUUGAGAAGCUAACAGCAGUUGUUCCUACUCAGGUGCCUAAAGAUCUUUAUGGAAAGCUAAGCUUUAACAGAAGACAACAAAAGAAAGAGAAUACUUACAUAAGACCAUGUAUCAUCAUCUUGAGUUUCUUUUUAGAUGAUGAAGAUGUUGAAGAAAAUCACCACAUUGCUUAUUAA